CUGCUGCUGAGAGGGCUUCUAGUAUGGCACGGCAUGUAGGGCUGAUGUGAGGGUCUUGUAAUUUCGCUCGCGGUUAGCGGCUUCCCAAAUACUCGACUUUCACCACAACGUGGGCUGAAUAUGGGGAAAGUAUCACCCUCAGCUUCAGGAUUUGCUUCAUCGAUCUUCGAAACCCUCCUUCAGCUUUAUACGCAAAAAUUUCAUCCUGUGCUUCAUCACACCAGAGGCAGGAUCUUUGAGCCCGUCAACAGCUGAUGGCUUCUGCGCGCACGUGCUAUACUCCCUACAGCUUCCUAGCGCACGUGCUAUGCUCCACAGCUUCAUCAUCAGCCUUGCUAACCAACGUCAUCAGAUCCUGUGCCUUGCAUGAGAUCUUAAGUACCUUGAGUCCUUCAGUGCAAAGCGCGCCGAAUCUCGGGAAGCUUUUGCUGCUUCCAGUAACUCAAGGUCCUCGACGGUCUUGUAGUGUCUACUCGCUUUUUCUCUCUUGUCUGCACCGGUAUGUUUCCACACUUGCUGAUCAAGGGAGCUCGCCGCUGACUUCGACUAGAAUCAUUGAUCUUCUGACUUUGCGCCUUCGGUUCUGCUGCGCAGACCUCAGUCGUAAGCCGGAUCUUGCGCUUCGCUCAAGAUCGUUGCGCAUGGGGAUCAGAUCUCGGCGCCAAUGACUGAUUAGUCUUCCUCAAGCCUCCAGUGAUUCAGGAUGCUCAACUGUCAUGGUUUACUUGGAAG
Molecule: messenger RNA, 732 nt
Organism: Aureobasidium subglaciale EXF-2481
Lineage: Eukaryota; Fungi; Ascomycota; Dothideomycetes; Dothideales; Saccotheciaceae
Exons: 2
Coding region: 255-668 (137 amino acids)
Source: RefSeq, a predicted model, not a curated record